UUCGCUGAUGUUCGAUGGCAUGGUAAAUCGGGUGAUGGCGGCAGCACGGUUCUGAAAGCACAGCAGGCGGAUCUGGCGGAGCCAUGCAUCGUGAUGGAUUCUUAUAGAAGGCAUUAUCUCCCGCUAAAACUUCUAGGCGAAAAGGUAGACGCAGUUUUCCAUGUUUGAUCCAGCCGUCGCGAGCGAUGCCUCAUAAGUCGACCGUUUUAGAUCAACUGUAAAAACAGCACGGUAGGCAGCACAGCAGCGCGAACCACUAUGGCGGCUCAGGACCCCCCGAGACCACAUAAGAGCAGAAGGGUGUUGAUAGUAGCGUGGGCCGUCAUCUCCACGCUGCUUAAUUUUAUUCUGCUGCUUCAAACGAGAGACCCCGAUACAAGCAGUGCCCUUAGCAACGGAUCAAACGUGCAAGCCUCCACGCCGCUUCUCAACUCACCCCUCUACCCCCACCGGCCCUCCCACGCGCCCUCCGAAGCUGCUUGCUGGCGCCGCCAGCGCUUCCCCGACUCGCUGCGGGAGGCGGUGGAGGGACGCACGGACCCCUGGGCUCUUAUGAAGGCCAUCCCCCCCCCAUCGCCCUGCACGGUAGCAGGGCUGCAGAUGGAGCAGCUGGAGCCGCACCUCAACUUCCGGCGGGGCUACGCUCUGAAGCACGUGGGGGACGCGGAGGACCGGCUGCACAUUCUGCCGUACUUCAGAGCUCUGCAAGACCCGGCCAUGGGGCGACGGCGGCGGAGGGUAUACCUCGACUUGGGCGGCAAGGAGUUCAACUCGAGCGUGCUGUGGAUGCUGCGGCACUACCCGCUGGAUUUCACGGAGGUGCAUGUGUUUGAAGUGAAGAAGGGGCUGUUCCUCGUGCCGCCCAGACAAGAGCAGGAUGACGAGGCCCAAUACUCCCAAAUCAAGCCCAAGAAGAGACUGGAGAAAGUAUCGGUGUUCUGGCAGGGGGAUGAGCCUCCCCCGGUUCCCAACUGGAUGGCGGAGAGGAUACACGUGUACACUGACUUUGUGGACAACACGGACUACCAUAAGCACGUCAACAUCACUCGGUUUAUAAAGGAUGUGCUGCGACUCACAGCAGAGGACACUGUGGUGGUGAAGAUGGACAUCGAGGGCAAGGAGUGGGACGUGCUCCCCUCAUGGAUGCAGGACCCAGAAAUGCCAUCCAUAGUGGACGAGAUAUUUGUGGAGGUGCACUACUCGCACGCCUCUGUGCUGGGCUUUGGCUGGCGGCCAUUCAACCACACCAGACAGGAGGCGACUCAGCUGCUCGUGGACAUGAGAGCCAAGGGCUUCUUCGUGCAUCCCUGGCCUUAGAUGGCUCUACUGGCAGCAUGUGGUCAUAUGGUACCAAGUUAUGGCUCAAGGAGGGCUUUGGCUUGUGGCCGUUCAACCACACGAGACAGGAGACGACUCAGCUGCUGGUUGACUUGAGAGCCAGGGGCUUCUUUGUGCAUCCCUGGCCCUAGGUGGCCUCUGUUUUCAUAAGUUAUGAUAGAGGAGGGCAUUGGCUGGUUUCCGUUCAACCAUACAAGAGAGGAGACGACACAACACAGCUGCUGGCUGGCUUGAGAGCCAAGGGCUUCAUUGUGCAUCCCUGGCCGUGGAUGGUUCUAGGAUGGUGUGUUAGCAAAACAUGAGAACUCUUAUUGCAUGCUUCUCAUGUGCCUUGAAAGCGUUACUAUACAUUCCAUUUCCCUGUAUUUUUGUGCUUA
This is a messenger RNA of Closterium sp. NIES-67, 1715 nucleotides long. Lineage: Eukaryota; Viridiplantae; Streptophyta; Zygnematophyceae; Desmidiales; Closteriaceae. The record is from the annotation of a GenBank genome assembly.